AUUUUGUAUAAUUCAGGCCCGGCUAGCAUGGCCGCUAAACCCAGCCAGAAAUCCCAGGGUUGGUGUAUAUUCUCCAUUGCGAAUUACCUCUCUAAUUCCCCCUUCUGAACGAGCUAUCCACAACGCAUUUGUGGACUCUACUCUACGCCUCUACCCUCACCGCAAAACCACCUGGAACCACACUAACCCCAAUGUCAAUCCCAGCAGCCAGCCCGGAGCUCGAGCAAUCCGUCCGCCAACUCUCCCUCCGCGACAAUGCCCCAAUCAAAGACAUCCCCCGCCCAACAGUGAAGACACCCACCACCAAAAAGAAGGCCCCCGUCGUCGCAGACUCCUGGGAAGACGAAGCAGACUCCGACCCCUCCCUAUCCGAGGUUGAGCAAAGCCGGUCGUCGUCCGCAGCUGCACCCGAUCUCUCAACACUCUCGCCCUCCGUCAGUGCUAGCGCAGAGGGGCCGCUCGAUCCUCCCCCGACGCCCAUCUCACCGCAGACGUCCCAGCCCUGGGUGUCGGGCGCGCCCUUGCCGGGGCGUAGCUUGAGCUCGUCCCCGCCCACAGGGUCAGGAUCUAGAUCGCCAGCGAGAAGGCCGGAGAAGCAGACUGCUGUUGCGGGAAGGCUGAUUGCGGGCGCGUUGGGGAUCCGGGCUCCAAAGAGGACGGAGGAGCAGCGCGCGUAUGAUCGGGCGAUAAAGGAGCAGGAGAUUCGCCGGCGGAAUCGGGAAAGGGAGGAAGAGGCGAAGAGGAAAGAGGAGGAGGAGAGGGCGAAGGCUGCUGUUUGGGAUGCAUGAUUAUAUUGGGCUUUAUAUGUUUGGAUGCAGUGUCUUAUGUCUCGGGGUUCUUGUACAGAUUUUGUGUCGAUGGCGGGUUUCUGAGUGCUUUUGGUCUUCAUCGCUUACGAUGUUCCGGCGAGAGCCUGCAACUUUAUAUACUCUAAUACCGUCUUGGUUCGCAACUUCAAAUGCCAAUGCCA
Aspergillus novofumigatus IBT 16806 is the source of this 970-nucleotide messenger RNA. RefSeq lists its product as uncharacterized. The transcript has a single exon. Lineage: Eukaryota; Fungi; Ascomycota; Eurotiomycetes; Eurotiales; Aspergillaceae. The coding region runs from base 192 to 788 and encodes 198 amino acids. The record is from RefSeq and is a predicted model, not a curated record.